AUGCCUGCUCCUAGACUUUUCCUUUCUGCCCUUGCAGGAUACUUGAUCUCGAGUACCCUCGCCCUCGAACUCCCAAAAUAUCGUGGUUUGAAGACGGCCCAGAACGGCGGUGUUCUCGAAGUCACCCUCCAUAACCCCGACUCAGCCAUCAACCUCUGGAGCCAGGACUUCCAAGAGGGACUUACCGAUCUCGUUCAGAGGCUUCAGGUCGACAACAAAACCAAGGUCGUUGUCUUCAAGAGCGACGUCCCAAGAUUCUUCUGCGCCCAUGUGGACCUCCUCAUUCCAGACAUCCAAACUGUCGGAGAUAGGUUUUCGGCACUCAUGUGGAAUAUCACGAACCUCCCGCAAGUCACCAUUGGCGCUGUCGAAGGCAGAGCUCGCGGUGCAGGAAAUGAGUUCUUGCUCGCCCUGGACAUGCGAUUUGCCACAAAGACAGAGACGCUUCUUGGCCAGAUCGAGGUAGGCACCGGCCUCGUUCCUGGGGGCGGAGGGGGCCAGCUGCUUUCCCAGAUCAUCGGGAGGGGACUGGCAAUGGAGUACAUCUUGAGCGGCAAGGAUAUCAAUGCAGAAGAUGCAGAGAAGAUCGGCUGGAUCAACAAGGCCUUCAACAAUGCUGCCGACAUGUACGCCCACAUCAACGAGCUCACGUCUCGCUUCAGUCUGUUCCCAGGGGGCGCGGUGGUUGCUGCGAAGAACUCGAUCAACCUGUGGGCUCGGCCACCGCGGGAGAACUUCUUGAAAGACGCCGCCGCCUUCAACGCGCGCCUGGCUGAUCCCAUCGUCACGCAACUGUUGGGCCGAGCCCUGGUUCUGACAAACAACCUGACACUGGGCGACAUGGAGCUCAACUUGGGAAACACACUUCCCCUUCUUUACCAGUAA
Molecule: messenger RNA, 885 nt
Organism: Colletotrichum destructivum
Lineage: Eukaryota; Fungi; Ascomycota; Sordariomycetes; Glomerellales; Glomerellaceae
Product: Putative enoyl-CoA hydratase/isomerase, ClpP/crotonase-like domain superfamily
Exons: 2
Coding region: 1-885 (294 amino acids)
Biological process (GO): fatty acid beta-oxidation
Source: RefSeq, a predicted model, not a curated record